AUGGAUGCCAUUCUCGUUAUACCAAAUGCCUCGUCAACCAUGGUGAUUGAUGCCGAGGCUGCAGCCGUGGUAGAACUUAACACAUUGCUUUCUCGAUCAGGACUUCAUUUUUCUACGGCGUCCACCCAGCUACACAUUAUGCCGGAGACGGUGUAUUUUCUUUCACGCGAAGACGUGGCGGUUCUGUCUCGUUUUGCUCGUGUGCUGGUGAAAAAUGCAUCCGUGCAGUGUGACUUCAGCGCUCUCUGGGGCGUUCUGUGGGGUCAUGCAAAGGAGGUGGAGAAUGUUCUUAACCAACAUGCGCAGCAGCCCUUGGAUAAGGAGGGUCGCCCGCAAGAGACGGCAUUGCGACAACUCGUGCCGCAUUUAAUGCUCUUGGCACACGUAUUUCACACAUUACGGCAUAUUGAAGAGCCGUUUGCACGACAGGAGGUGAAGGAUGCCGUGAACAUUGUGCAGAAGGAGGUGGAGAUGGUAGUGAGACUUGCACUAAAAGUGACGCGGGUGUUUGACAGUGCCCUAAGGAACCCACAGCGCACCAAUGAGAACUCUUUGCGUGCUGUAGAAUUGUGUCUCGCCGCACUUGAGAUGUUCAUUGCUUCCAUCGCUUCUCGGAAAACGAUAGAUGUGAGCCCCGUGCUUGCUUUCUUUAACUCCGAUCUGGUUUGGCGUUUCAGUGGGGUUGGUGUGAUCGCAACGGAGAGUUACUGUGAAGCCAUUCGUCGACUUAUAGUUGCCAUAUUCUUGCGUCAGGAUGAUUUUGUUGGAGUUGAGGAGGUAGCUGUGCGGCUUUUGCGCCAUCGUUUGACCAACAGGCCACCUUUUGACUGGGAGAUCUUUCGUCGCUUGUACGUCUUGCGGGACGCUGAGCUCUCCUCUGUGGCCUCGCUCACACCACAGUACGGUAUCCUUCGUUACAUGAGCAUCGUGCAGCUUUGUGUCGAGUCUUUACUUCUCUCAGAUGAGUCCUGGACAAAGUCGUUAAGACGACAAACGGUGAAGUCCCUGCAUCAAAUGAAUAAGAAAGAGAUGCUGUCCUUUUUUCAGGUUUCUCUUCUGGGUGCCGUGGAGGGAAUGCCCGAAAUGAAUUUCUCGGACGAUGCGGAAUUGCAACGCCGCUCCGUGGUGACUCAUCUAACUGUCCAGAAUACUAGUAAGGAUUGCAUUCUUCAGCCAAGCUUUCUCCGAAUUCUUUUGGCACACGGCUACAUCGUUCCUCAGAUAAAUCACGGUGUGCUGAAGCGAACUUCUAUCAUUUCGCUGCUGCGUGCUAUUGCCGAACAGCUUUUUCAGUUGCCGCUUAUUCAGUCAGGAGAAAAAAACUCGUUGACGGAUUUAACAUUGAUUCCACCUGUUUUGACCAAACGAGUUUUACGGCUUAUUGUUGAUGCCGCCGCUUCGGACGUCGAGAUGGCUUGUGAUGUGAUGUUGGAGGUGCAUCAGAUUACGUGGGUUAUUUAUGAGGCCAACAUCUCGCAAUGUGCCUCUCUUUUGUCCGCGCAGAGGAUGCCUGUACCACUUCGACGACUUUCCGUUUCAGCGAUGGAGUUACUUGCCAUUUUUUUUGAGCCUAACGCGAUUCUUUGCAGUGCUGGUCAUUCCAUGACUCUGGAGUCUCUUGCACGGGUGUUUGCGGUUUUAGCGUUCUACAGUUCUGCCAAGAAGGACGCCGGGAAUAUGGAAAAAAAAGCAACAUUGCGACUCAUUAACAAUCUGGGCAUGAAGUUGUCAUCUCUCGCACGGAUGAUGACGGCUGAAGAGAUUAAGUCUUUCUUCCAUACUGUGAUUCUUCCCUGUACCUCGAAGGAGAAGUUAAUACAGAAGAAUCGUCAGCAAUACGCAUUGCAGGAGGCGUAUUUACGUGCCUUUUCUUCCUCUGCUGUCGCUCUUGCAAUGGAUGAGGCCACUAUAUUGAGACACUGGGUGGAUACUGCUCUUCGCUGCAUCCGAAACACACUUAGUGGGGCUCUCUCCCUUGCAGGGCUUGACUUUUUUACCGCUAUAUUUCUUUCAAGGCGAGCUAUUGCGCCUCUUUUUGUUCCAACGUACGUGGCAUUGAUGAUCCCAAUCAAAAACAAAACACGUUAUGGCGAGCCAUCAUUGUUUCUGGUGCGUCAUUUUGCAAAGGGUGUGCGGGCAACAUGUCAGGCACUUGAAGACUGUGAUGAGCAGAUACUGGCAGGGAUGAUGCAAAACCCAAACUCAUCUUUAAAAAAAUUUCUUUUGGAAAUUUAUGGGGAGGGAGACGCCGCACCAUCUCUGGAUAAUGUGCGACCUAUCAGUUGUGUUCUUCUUAUUGUAUCAGCGCUCUUUGACAAGGUUUGUCUUAUUCUUGGCCACACUGCGAAGGCACAAACCACCAUCGCCACUGCCUCCAGGCAAGAACGGAUUGCACGUUUCCAGGCGUAUUUUUCCGCACUUAUUAAUUUGCUGCGGUGUCGCUCGCGCCCUGUGCUUCAUCGUGUGUGCGCCUCAGUAGAAGCAGUCAUACUGGAGCACCUGCACGGUGUUCCGAGGGCUCAGUUGCAGUGGAUGAAGUACACCACAGCUACGGUGGACUUAAUUGAGGGAACGGGUAAAAAAGAGUUGGUGGAAUGGCUUCUGAUGUUGGAGGAAAAGGCAAGAGGUUCCAUUCCCCAUUCUCCACUCUAG
Messenger RNA from Trypanosoma cruzi, 2652 nucleotides. RefSeq lists its product as uncharacterized. The transcript has a single exon. The record is from RefSeq and is a predicted model, not a curated record. NCBI's taxonomy places the organism in Eukaryota, Euglenozoa, Kinetoplastea, Trypanosomatida, Trypanosomatidae. Bases 1 to 2652 code for a protein of 883 amino acids.